Nematostella vectensis (starlet sea anemone) is the source of this 3457-nucleotide messenger RNA. Its product is annotated as CUGBP Elav-like family member 2. NCBI's taxonomy places the organism in Eukaryota, Metazoa, Cnidaria, Anthozoa, Actiniaria, Edwardsiidae. The coding region runs from base 101 to 1561 and encodes 486 amino acids. Gene Ontology annotation, molecular function: mRNA binding. The record is from RefSeq and is a predicted model, not a curated record. The transcript is spliced from 13 exons. Gene Ontology annotation, biological process: regulation of alternative mRNA splicing, via spliceosome; mRNA splice site recognition. Gene Ontology annotation, cellular component: nucleus; ribonucleoprotein complex; cytoplasm.
UGGGAAGUCCACAUGGACUACUGUCAUUCGUUUCGCGGUUGUUUCCUUUUAUGCCAAAGUCGCUUUUAUUUCAGCUUUUUUGCCCGCUAAACCGCCCAGAAUGGAUGUAAAAACCAUAACCAAUGGUGGCACAACGUCUGUAAGGGACUCAAACUCUGUCAAACUUUUCGUAGGCCAAGUUCCCCGGACUUGGGAAGAGAAAGAUUUGCGACCUAUCUUCGAACCCUAUGGUCAAAUUUACGAACUUACGAUACUAAAAGACAAAUACACCGGGCAGCAUAAAGGAUGCGCGUUUUUAACUUUUUGCUCAAGGGAUGCUUGCAAUGCCGCCCAGAAACAUCUACACGAGAAGAAGACUUUACCAGGGAUGCAUCAUCCUAUUCAAGUCAAACCAGCAGAUAGUGAAACCAAAUCAGGUGAAGAGAAUAGAGAUGAUCGUAAGCUAUUUGUUGGAAUGAUCUCUAAACAUGCCAAGGAGGAAGACUUAAGAGUUAUGUUCUCACCCUUUGGCACGAUAGAAGAACUAACAGUUUUAAGAAAUGCAGACUCUACAAGUAAAGGUUGUGCCUUCAUAAAAUUUGCCAACAGAAUGCAGGCGCAGAAUGCCAUAGCAACAAUGCAUAACAGCACUACAAUGGAGGGUUGUUCCUCUCCCUUAGUUGUCAAAUUCGCAGACACAGAGAAAGAAAAACUACAGAAAAAAAUGCAGCAUUUAGCAGCUUUUGGAGGCAUGGCAUUUGGAGGGGCCUCUCCUGGAUUUCCCCUUGCUUACAAUCCAGCCUUAUCACAACAGUUGCAACAGGUGGCCAAUUCAGGGCUCCCCACUGGCUUUGGUGUAGUGCCGGGACUUAAUCCAGGUAUUCUACAGCCUGGAGGUCUAGGAGCUCUUGUCGCGGCGACAGUAAUGGCGCAACAACAGCAACAACAACAAGGAAACGCAAUCCAGAAUAACAUGACAAGCGGCACAAGUGGUAUAAUGACCAGCACUGUCAAUACCUCUCAAUCAAAUGCCUCGCCUAUGGGGCUAGGGGUACAGGGCGUGGCUGGCAUGGGGGGAAUGGGUAUGGGUGUGGCCGGGAACCCCACCCUUGCAUCGCUAGGGAUGGCAAACAUGGCCGGUCUGGGUGGUGUAAACAGUAUUGGCAACACAGUCCCCUCGAUGGACACUAUCUCUCAAGCAUACUCUGGUAUCCAACCAUAUAGUGCUGCUUUUCCUACCGUCUACAAUCAGGCUUUGUACCAACAAACAGCAAGACAACCCCAAAAAGAAGAGUCGCAUUACACCCCAGGUCCAGAUGGCUCCAAUUUAUUUAUCUACCACCUGCCGCAAGAGUUCACAGACGCUGACCUGAUGCAGACUUUCCAGCCCUUUGGCACCGUUAUUAGCGCCAAAGUGUUUAUAGAUAAACAAACUAACAUGAGCAAGUGUUUUGGUUUCGUAAGUUAUGACAAUGUUAUGUCCGCACAAAACGCCAUCCAGCACAUGAAUGGAUUCCAGAUUGGCGCCAAGCGACUUAAAGUCCAACUUAAGCGACCAAAGGACGCUAACCGUCCUUACUGAGAUCACGUGACUUGUGCUGAUUGUCUGUCGCGUCCUCGUCGUUUGUUGCAGUGGCGUCGACCUUUGCGCAUGUCCGUUGGUAGUGUUCACGUGAUCACCUCGUGAUGACAAGUAGUAUCGCACGUGAUGUGUGUGUUUUUUUUCCUUAUUAGUCUUGUUUCUCGUGUUUUUGGGCUUGGCUCGAGGCGGAAUACUGAUGAACAAAGCUGGUCUGAUUAAAUCGCUGAAAAACCUGCACGUGAAACAAAUGAAUCACGUGUCCAUUGUUGAUUACCGACAAACAGCAGCGUCAGCGGGUAAUACCGAUUGUUCGAACCAAUUUAACAGGUUUCGUUUUCUAGUUUAUCAGGUUAUUCCGGAUCGAGCCUGCCCUGGCAUGUUGGUUUAUGUAGCGUAGCUCCCUCCAUCGUCUCGUAUGUGGAGUGGUUUUUGUCUUAUUCUAGUUCAUGUAGGUCGUUGAUAUGAUUCGUUUUGCAUAUAAUUACCUUGUAUUGAGUGAGACGUCUCGCGCCGGGAUUCCUGUGGUGAAGCCUUCAUGUUUCCACGUUGGUUCAAUAUUUUUGUACUUAAAUUAUUUUCGUGAAAACGUUUGUUAUUGUGGACAAAAUGCCUGCAGUUUUCGCAUACGUUCCAUGUUGUUUGUCCCUCGAUUUCUUUGAUCAUAUCAUUUACAGAGAAACCUGCAAGAAGUUGAAAAAUGCAUCUAUCCGACACCCUGCGAACGACCCGCAAACACGUCUUUUUUGACGAGUGAAUGAUCAUCCGGGAACUGAUUUUUCGGGGAAACUUUUGGCGGGAAAAGCAUCAGCGCGCGUGACAUGUUGAUAAAAUUGAUACCAGAGUUGUUGCCUAGUACGGUUUUUAGUUUUUUUUCGUGUAGUUCAUGGGUUGUCAUACAACAUUAAUUCAUCUUUCAAUUUUUCAACUUGAUGCGAUACUGGUGUACACCAUUGUCCAAUAUGGAUUAUUAUUCAGGAUUUUUUUACGAGCCUUUCGACAUUGUAAAUAGCCUCCCAGAUGGAUGUUGUGUUGUUUCUUUGUGCGUGAGGUAACCAAGCCACCACAGGAAGCCCGACUAGAGACAAACUAGAUGCUAUACUGCCGUUGACUCUCUUUUGCACGAGUGCUGGACUCGGAAAGUUUUCGAAACCUUUUUAAACUUGUUUGCACUUCUCCUCACGCCUCGUGGCACAGACCUCUAAUGAAUCCAGCCACCACUGGGCACGAUCGUCAUUUCCACUUUGUCCAACCAAGUCCCUUUCAAUCACUGAAAACGCAGGAAGCCCGCACUCAUGCAAGAGAGAGUUCACGACAUCAGCUCCUCUGUAUAAAGCGGUUGUUUGGGCGUCGUCUUAGUGCACACACGCUUGUUGUGUAGCCACGUGACAGUGUUGUAAACAUCACGUGACAGUGUUGUAAACAUCACGUGAAAGUGUUGUAAACAUCGUCUGUCCUCAUCAUAGUCUGUGAAAGGGCGGGAGGAUAAGGGCUUGUCAAGAUAGAUUCUACUAGAACCACGAAAUCUUCUACAAAUCAGACGAAAUGUGCUCGAUAUUUGUAAAUUUCUUUCCUUGUUGACUUGGAAAACACUCGAACCAACUCAAUGCACUGGUAGCUACCAAAGAGAUGGUUAGGCACAUUUCGGCUAGAGCGUCAUAGUGUUUGCGCACCACUUUGUAGCGGUUAGAUUACGCGUACGUCGCAUAGAGCACAUCUAAAACAAGGUACAUUUCAUCCAAUUUAAAGAGGAUUUCGCGGUUUAUUAGAGUUUAGAUCACAGACUCCUUUCCUCCUGCGCUUGGUUUGUGCUAAGCGUACUCUCCUCACUUCUCCGUGUGUACACAUGACAAGCCUGAGCGUAUUUAUCAAAUAAAGACAUGCAGUUUAUACUGACAA